Messenger RNA from Zingiber officinale, 1700 nucleotides. Its product is annotated as acetyl-CoA acetyltransferase, cytosolic 1-like. NCBI's taxonomy places the organism in Eukaryota, Viridiplantae, Streptophyta, Magnoliopsida, Zingiberales, Zingiberaceae. Bases 241 to 1464 code for a protein of 407 amino acids. The transcript is spliced from 16 exons. The record is from RefSeq and is a predicted model, not a curated record. Gene Ontology annotation, molecular function: acetyl-CoA C-acetyltransferase activity. Gene Ontology annotation, biological process: fatty acid beta-oxidation.
AGUCCGCUCACUCCCCGUCUCCUCUCUCUCUCACGCACCGAUCCAAAGCGGCGGAGCGGUCUUGUGGUGGUGCCGAAGAUUUACUUUUUGUGCGCUCUCAUUCCGUCUCUCGAAUGGUGCCCUAAUUCUUAGUUUCUCGUUGCGUUUGAAGAAAAGCCUCUUUUGUCGAGAUUCAUUUCUCAUCUCCAACUAAUCGGCUGAUUAGUUGCGGGUUUCUUGGAUCUGAUCACGGGAAUACUCAUGGCUUCGGAGCAGAUAAACCCAAGAGAUGUAUGUAUUGUUGGUGUUGCACGUACACCUAUGGGUGGAUUUCUUGGUGCUUUGUCAUCUCUAUCUGCAACACAGCUUGGGUCUAUUGCCAUUAAGCAUGCUCUCAAAAGGGCAAACAUAGAUCCCUCACUCGUUCAAGAAGUCUUUUUUGGCAAUGUCCUGAGUGCAAAUCUUGGUCAAGCUCCUGCCAGGCAGGCUGCUCUAGGUUCUGGAGUGCCAAAUUCUGUUGUUUGCACCACCAUAAACAAAGUUUGUGCAUCUGGAAUGAAGGCUACAAUGCUUGCAGCACAAAGUAUCCAGCUGGGUGUUAAUGAUGUAGUUGUAGCCGGUGGCAUGGAAAGUAUGUCAAAUGCUCCCAAGUAUAUUGCAGAAGCAAGAAAAGGAUCUCGAUUUGGGCAUGACACACUCGUUGAUGGAAUGCUUAAAGAUGGUCUGUGGGAUGUCUAUAAUGAUUUUGCCAUGGGAAUGUGUGCUGAACUAUGUGCUGUUAAUUAUUCAAUAACAAGAGAAGAGCAGGAUGCUUUUGCUAUUCAGAGCAAUGAACGUGGAAUAGCUGCUCGUGACUCUAAUGCAUUCACAUGGGAAAUUGCUCCAGUUGAAGUUUCUGCAGGUAGAGGAAGACCAUCAGUGAUUAUCGACAAGGAUGAAAGCCUUGACAAAUUUGAUCCUGUUAAACUAAGAAAGCUCAGGCCAAGUUUUAAGGAGAACGGUGGGACAGUAACGGCUGGAAAUGCAUCUAGUAUAAGUGAUGGAGCUGCUGCUUUGGUUCUUGUGAGUGGGAAGAAGGCUUUAGAAUUAGGAUUGCAAGUGAUUGCAAAGAUCAGAGGUUAUGCUGACUCUGCACAGGCCCCUGAAUUAUUUACGACAACACCAGCACUUGCAAUUCCCAAAGCUAUUUCAAAUGCCAGCUUGGAUGCUUCUCAAGUUGAUUACUAUGAAAUAAACGAAGCUUUCUCUGUUGUUGCCCUAGCAAACCAGAAGCUUCUUUCGCUUCCAUCGGAGAAAGUUAAUGUGCAUGGCGGAGCUGUAUCCUUGGGACACCCUCUAGGUUGCAGUGGAGCUCGUAUACUAGUUACCUUACUUGGGGUUUUGAGACACAGAAAUGGCAAAGUUGGAGUUGCUGGUGUUUGCAAUGGUGGAGGCGGCGCAUCUGCCUUGGUCUUUGAGCUCGUGCCUCAUGGAGGAAUAAAGUGAUCGCCUGUUGUGAGGUGAACCAGAGGCUUCCAUAGUAGAACAACUAUUUUCCUUGGGAAUUUCUAAAUCUUGGGAAUAAAAGAGAGGAAUGUUCUUUAGGAGAAUUGAAAACCCACAGCUACUUUGCCAAAUGAUGGUGUGUGCAAUGUCUUACAUAAUCAACUCAACUAUUUUCAUCAAACUUCUGUCACCGUAGCUACUCAUAUUAUACAAAUACUCGUGCCUUAAGUUUCAAA